GCUUUGUGUCACAUUUACAAAGGCCUGAUCCCUGCAGGGUCUAUAAAGAGGUCCAGUACCGCUCACUACCCGGUCCGGUCCGAACUAAACACAGUCACAAUGAGCAAGAUUAUAUUCUACGAGGAUAAGAACUUCCAGGGCCGCCACUAUGAGUGCAGCAACGACUGUGCUGAGAUGCACAACCACUUCAGCCGCUGUAACUCCAUAAAGGUGGACAGUGGCUGUUGGGUGGCCUACGAGAAGCCCAACUACACUGGCUACCAGUACAUGCUGAACAAGGGCGAGUACCCCGACUACCAGCGCUGGGCUGGUUUCAACGACUGCAUCCGCUCCUGCCGUAUGGUGCCCCCUUAUCGAGGAAACUACAAGAUGAAGAUCUACGAGCGCUCUGACUUCAGGGGUCAGAACAUGGAGAUGAUGGAGGACUGCCCCGACCUGCACGAGAGCUUCCACAGCCGCGACAUCUCCUCCGCCAACGUCAUGGAGGGUUACUGGAUCCUCCACGAGCACCCCCACUACAGGGGUCGUCAGUACUUCCUUCGCCCUGGCGAGUACAGGAGGCACAGCGAGUGGGGAAGCUCCAGCCCCACCAUCGGCUCCCUGAGACGUGUCACCGAGACCCCCUGAAGGUCAAUCGAGACCCCCCUCUUCCUCCCCUAAUGCAGCCCAAUUCUAAAUUCUGUAUUGAAGCCCUAACCUCUAUUGCUAGCACUGUUUGACUAUUGUGUAUCUACUGUGGUCAUCUGACCCUGAAAUCACAUUAAUGUGAUUGGGGGUUUUGUUCCAUUUGGUGUUGGGUCUUCGCUGCUUUGCUUAGACUGGGAAAGUAGACCUCGGUGCUCAGGCGAUGCUCGUAUGGUAACGGUGAUGGUCUCUCUAGCUUUGGUUGCUGCAGAGCAAAAUGAUCUGCUUUGCCAGUCCCCAACCCCCUGUCCUAUAGGAACCAAAAUAAAUGAAAAGUUGAUAAAAGUCAA
This is a messenger RNA of Oncorhynchus nerka (sockeye salmon), 974 nucleotides long. RefSeq names its product gamma-crystallin M2-like. Gene Ontology annotation, biological process: lens development in camera-type eye; visual perception. The coding region runs from base 100 to 627 and encodes 175 amino acids. The record is from RefSeq and is a predicted model, not a curated record. The transcript has 3 exons. Lineage: Eukaryota; Metazoa; Chordata; Actinopteri; Salmoniformes; Salmonidae. Gene Ontology annotation, molecular function: structural constituent of eye lens.